AUGGAGGCCGACGAGCAGCUAUUUCCCAUCGCCAUACUCAUCGAUGAGCUGAAAUCUGACGAUGUCACUCUCCGCUUGAAUGCCAUUCACCGCAUCUCCACCAUCGCCCUUGCACUUGGCCCCGAGCGCGCACGCGACGAGCUCAUUCCCUUCCUCCAGGACUCUCUCGAUGACGAGGAUGAGGUCCUGCUUGCUCUAGCACAAGAGCUCGGUUCCGGUUUUGUUGAGUACUUGGGGGGUCCAUCAUAUGCUCACCUCUUGCUGGGUCCUCUCGAGAACCUGGCUGCCGUUGAAGAGAGCGUAGUUCGUGAAAAGGCAGCGGAAUCGAUCGUCAAGAUCGCUGAGGUCCUCUCUGAAGCUCAAAUCGAAGAGCACUACAUCCCCUUGCUGAAGCGACUUUCCGGCGGCGAUUGGUUCACAUCUCGAACCAGCUCAACCUCGCUCUUUUCCGCAGUCUACCCCAAAGCCAAGCCCGCCACACAGGAUGAGCUCCGCAAGAUGUUCACCGCGCUCUGCAACGACGAUACCCCCAUGGUCCGACGCGCCGCCGCCCGCGAUCUUGGCCCCUUCGCAAAGAACCUCUCGAAAGAUCUCGUGGUCUCGGACAUUAUUCCCCUUUACCGAAAGCUCUCCUCGGACGACCAGGACUCAGUGCGUCUGCUCACCGUGCAGGAUUUGAUCGCCAUCGCAGAAUCUCUCAGCCACGACGAGUCCAAGAACUACCUACUUCCGUCGAUUCGCAGUGCCGUGCAGGACAAGAGUUGGAGGGUGCGAUACAUGGUGGCGGAUCACUUCGUCAAGCUGGCUUCGGCUGUGGGCGAGGAUGUGGUGCGAGACGAGCUCGUUAUGGCAUUCGUCCAUCUUCUCAAGGACAAUGAGGCUGAGGUGCGAACAGCCGGUGCAGGUCAGAUCCCUGGUUUUGCCAAGUUGGUCGACCAGGACAUCAUCUUGGCGCGCCUCAUGCCUUGUGUGCGCGAUCUUGCCGGCGACAACUCGCAGCACGUCCGCGCAGCGCUGGGCAUGCAGAUCUCCGGUCUGGCCCCGCUACUGGGCAAGGAGGCCACCAUCGAGCACCUGUUGCCAUUGUUCCUUCAGCUUCUCAAGGACGAGUUCCCGGAUGUGCGUCUCAACAUCAUCUCCAAGCUGGAGCAGGUUAACGAGGUGAUCGGCAUUGACCUGCUCUCGCAGUCGCUGCUCCCCGCCAUUGUCGAGUUGGCGGAAGACAAGCAGUGGCGCGUUCGACAGGCCAUCAUUGAGUACAUCCCGUUGCUUGCCAACCAGCUUGGCGUGCAGUUCUUUGACGAGCAGUUGAGCAAUCUCUGCAUGUCGUGGCUCGGCGACACGGUGUUCAGCAUUCGCGAGGCGGCGACGGUCAACCUCAAGAAGCUCACAGAUGUAUUCGGCGUUGAGUGGGCGAGACAGACCAUCAUCCCCAAGGUGCUUCAGAUGGGCACGCACCCCAACUACCUCUACCGCAUGACGACCAUCUUUGCCAUCACCACCAUGGCGCCCUCACUCGACACGCCCGCCAUCACCGGGGACGUACUCGACACGGUGCUGCCCAUGGUGAGCGACCCGAUCCCCAACAUCCGCUUCAACGUGGCCAAGGCGUUCGAGGUGCUCUCGAGCGUGCUGGUCAAGACGCCCGAAGGAAAGGAGGUGAUCAAGGCCAAGAUUACUCCGGCGCUCGACAAGCUUAAGGAGGACUCGGAUGCCGACGUUCGCUUCUUUGCACAAAAGGCUCUCGACUCUGCCAGCCAGCAGGCGUGA
This is a messenger RNA of Sporisorium graminicola, 1770 nucleotides long. RefSeq lists its product as uncharacterized. Bases 1 to 1770 code for a protein of 589 amino acids. Gene Ontology annotation, cellular component: cytoplasm; protein phosphatase type 2A complex. Gene Ontology annotation, molecular function: protein phosphatase regulator activity; protein binding. Gene Ontology annotation, biological process: protein dephosphorylation. The record is from RefSeq and is a predicted model, not a curated record. NCBI's taxonomy places the organism in Eukaryota, Fungi, Basidiomycota, Ustilaginomycetes, Ustilaginales, Ustilaginaceae. The transcript is spliced from 2 exons.